Messenger RNA from Lutzomyia longipalpis, 17773 nucleotides. It is a transcript of the gene for, whose product is annotated as cGMP-dependent protein kinase, isozyme 2 forms cD4/T1/T3A/T3B. Gene Ontology annotation, molecular function: cGMP-dependent protein kinase activity; ATP binding. The coding region runs from base 15259 to 17616 and encodes 785 amino acids. Gene Ontology annotation, biological process: protein phosphorylation. The record is from RefSeq and is a predicted model, not a curated record. The transcript has 9 exons. Lineage: Eukaryota; Metazoa; Arthropoda; Insecta; Diptera; Psychodidae.
CCCGAUUUUCAUCAAAAUUCAUUUCUUUUAAUCGUGUUAUUGUCGUGGAGAUCCUAAAGAAGGAUCAUGUAAGAAAAGGAUAUUCUUCAGGAGUAAUGAAAAAUAUUUUUUGAAUGGCUGCAAGUUUAAGGCUGCAAUUUAAACAUAAUAUUGAAACAUUUCUCCGUAAAAUUUCCUAAACAUACUCAGAUUAUCAAGAAGUUAUAUAUUUGCAAAAUAUUUUGCAGGCUUUUCAUGCGAAAAUUCUCAUAAUAAGCGUAUACAAAUAUCCCACCACUUUUGAUGAGUACCAAUAGAUCUAUCAACAUCUUAUUCCUCUAAGCUGUCGCUUUAAUGUAAAUUUAUUUAUAAUUUUAAGCAAAAUACGAAUCUCUCCAUAUGCUAUAUAUUUCACAUGUUUAUUUACACAAAUCUGUGCAUUCGGGAAGUGUUUGCAGUGUGGAUUUUCGUCUAUAUACUAUAAAUAGGAAAGGAGAAAAGAAAUAAUCAUUUUGCGCAUGUGAAAAUUGGCUUUGAUUAGACAAGCCAAUUUGGCAAAAUUUGUAACAAUAAACAACAACUCGCGAGGAGAUUUUUCGAUGACGCUGCAGAAUUUGCGCGAACUUUCAGGGUUAAAUGUUGGCCAGUUUCUUUAUAAGUUAGGUGAGAACUUAUUUUGCUUCUUAUUUAUGCUAUUGUUGGAAGGUGAAAAUUAAACAGACUUUUUCACCAAAUCCCAAAAUUUAUAGACUUGCGGCAGCUUAAGUAAUCAAAUGGGUAAACAGUGAAGAACGUACAUAAAGUUAUUGCUGCGGCUUUUUUUUUGGCGGCGGCGAUUAUGCAAUAAAUUCGCUAUCAGAUCGCGGAAUUUUCCUCCCGACAGUUGCAGGGAGGUUAUCAGUGCAAUCGAAGUCUUGUACUUACAUUUCAUUGCAAGGAGAUGGAGUAUGUUGAAGGAGAAGAAAAAAACACGAGUUCCCUUAAAAAUAUCUCCGCAACAAAGUCAUGUUCAACAUUCAACAAGGUGGAAUAUCUUUGAUCUGCUUUGCGUGUGCGAUGAAUUGGAGUUUCAUAAAAUUUUAUAGACUUUCCGUAAAUCGGUUGAUCUACCGGUGUAUUUAGUUUUUUUUGCUCAUACUCUUGUUCUUUCUCUCUUGUAUUCCUCCCUCCUCUAUAUAUAAUAAACUAAAGUCCGAUUAGGAAAUGAGGGGAAAAAAAGCACAAAAUACAACAAGUAAAGAAUUUUUAUUUUUAGGCCACCAGACGGUGGAAUUUAUCUGAUUUUUGCUUAUUUUGAGGGUGAAAGGCGGAAAAGAAUUUCCGAUAUAGCACGGAGAUUAGGCCACAUUAAUACUUUUUGGAUGUUUAUUAAUUUCGAGAACCUCAAUAAACUUUGACUACUUUAUGGAUAAAACUCUGCCAAAAUUCAUUGACACCAUGCGAAAGAUAUUGCGGUUUUAAUCUCAAUAUCUCAAUCAAAGGGGUUAAUUACACAGCUGAAUUAUUAAAUUACUAAAUAAGUAAGAAGAAAGGAAAUUUGAAUUGAAUAAUAAUAAACCAUUUUUUUUUACUUUGAUUUAUUUAAGAGUAAAAUGCUAAAAUCUUGGUUAAAAUAUUAAAAUAUAUUUUUAAAUAUGUAUAAGGAUUGAUGUCCUGAGGAAGAUUAUUUCAGAAAACGAAACGUCACAAAAAGAGAAAAACAGAACUGAGACAAAUUUCCGCAUUUUCAUUUUUUUACAUUAAUUUCCAUUUAAUUUACUUGGGUUUUUUAAAAACAAAAUAGAUAUUGAAAAGGAGUUUAUUUAUUUUUAUACGGAAAAAUUUUUAGUUGUGAAAACAACCGGUGUAUGCGUGAUUUUGUAAUACUUUGAUAAAGAAAAGAGAAUUUUAAAAAAUCGCCUUAAAUACUUCUCAUUUUCAACUGAAAUAAAUUUAAAAAAAUCAGCAAAGAUUAAACGAUUGAAAAACAAAAUAGUAACGUCAUUAUUUGCAUUUUUGUAUCAAUUGCUAACCAGAUUUUCUCAGCUGAUCCCAGUGGUAAAUGAGAAGUCUUUUUGGGGAAUUCCUAUUCUUAUUUUUAAUAUUUGUGAUCAAUAUUAUACAUGUCCACGUUGUUUUCUCAAAUAACCCAUAUAAGAACCAAUAAAUUCAUUUUAAAAAAAAGAAGAGUUAAAAAAAAUAUUCAAUUUCAAUGUUUUUUUAAGCAUUGUGUGUAAAGUAUCAACUUGAAUCAUUGAUCAUAAAUUAAUUAAUUGACUUCCAUUGAAGGAAAAACAUUAAACAUUUUAUUGCCAAAAAAAAUACAAUUUUGUGUUUUUAAAAUAAAAAAAAGAACCCCUUUAAACACUUAAGAGUGGUUAUUAGCUUGUGAAAAAAAAACAGACUGGGUAUAAAUUGAAAAAGCAUUUUUCGCACCACAAGUACAUUUUAUAUUGCUAUUUAUAACCCAUUUUGUGAGUCAGAAAAGAGAUGGAAUAUAUCAUUAAAAGCGUGUUUGAUACGCCGACGCAGGCACGUGAUAAAAAUCAUUUAUUGAAAAUUUAAUAAAACCAUUCCCGUCUAUCAUUGUCUUGUAAAUUAAUUAACAUCACCUCCAUGUAGAGGUAAAUAAGCGUUAUACUAUGAGAGGUUCAUUUGAAUUAACUUUUGCAUAAACAUUCGUCACAAUAAUUCGCUUUAAUGAUAUUCCCAAUAUGGGAAGGAAGUAUACGAGGAUGGAUAAGUUUAUUAUUGAAUUCUCCUUUUUCUUAUGGCUUUUGAUUCAGCAAAAGCCAGGUAGUGAGAGAGAGAGAGAGCGGAAAAGUUCGUCAAUGGGUAAAUAAAUUAAAAUGGAUUUAAGAGAAUGCACGCUGUGUGCCAAAGGUGCAAUAAAAAAGAAAAUUCAAGCAGUUUCCGUCUUAGCCGGUUUCUAGAUACCUACAUAUAUGUUUCUCCUCUAAAGCCUCCCUUCCUCUCUUUCUCUCUGUCACACACUCUUUCAAAGCCUUUGCGUGGAUACUUUUAAUUGAAUUAUUGAGUUUCUCACGGAUCUCUUUCCACACCAGUUGAAAAAAAAAAGAAAAACUUGAGGAUGCGCACGGGAAGAAUUUAAAAGAAGAACCGUAUGUUGUGUGUUUAACACACAGGGUGGAUCCCUCAUAUCUGCAUUUAUCAAUGUUUUUGCAUAAAUAUGCGCAUAAAACACAAUGUUUAGCAACUAUUCAUUGGGGGUCUCUUUAAUAGACAGUGAGAGAGGUUUGCAUGCAAUACACUCUUACCGCAUUUCCUUGAUAUUUUUCUCGGAACUGAAUGCCAUUGAAUCACCCAGCUUUUCCCUUUCAACGCCCUCGUUCGUGCACGUGAUUACACCAAGUGGGUGUGGACCAUACAAUUGCACAAAAGGUGUUUUCACUGCGAUGAUCUCUGCACUUGAACAAACACGAUCAUGCCGCAUAAAAAUGGUAUGCCUACUAAUGAGGUUCACACCUCUAUUGCAAGAAGGAAAAUUGCUGAAAAAUAUUUGAAAAUUAGAUUUUCUUACACAAUUUUUGAUUGAGAAAAAUUUCUCAGGUGAAAUAUGGGCUGUUUAAAGACAAAUCUCGAAGAAUUUUUAAUAUGUUAUGAUACAUAAAUUCCACAUAAAAAUUAAUCUUUUCUACUCUUUUUUUUCUACCUCAAAGUUAUAAAGAUAUUAGAUGAACUAUCAAACAGAAAUUCACGUUGUUGGCUAUGCUAUGCUAUGCUGUAACAUUGAUGCAUUUUUCUGCAAUCGUUGAUCGUUUGUUGAAAUUCAAUUCAAUAACUUUGAUGAAUAAUUUAUGUUGAGGUGUACGUGGAAAUAUGCUUUGAUAAAUGAUCCAUUCGUGUCUUUCGGUCUCUUGUUUGGCCAUUCAUCGAUGAUGUCGAUGACACCAUUUGGCUUCUUGUCUUGUACGUAAAAAAAAUGAAUAUUUUGUAAUAAAGCUAAUUGAAAAAUUCUUAUAAAUUAAAAUUAAAUUUAUUAAAUUCGUAAUUCCAUUGAAGGGGCUAAAAAAAUCAAUCGUUAGAAAAGGAACGUUAGAUUUCUGGCUAAAUACGAGUAUAUUACAUAAAUCAGUAAUAAUUUUUAACACUUAGAGGAUCGACCUUAUUUUUCUCUCAAAAGAAAAUGUUCUUCCAAGUUUUCUUUAAGCGAACUUGAAGAAAUGGAACUUCCCUACAUAAAGAUGUAGAAUUUAUCACGAAAUAUUAAGUAAAUUUUAAUUCUGUGACGCUUGAAAAAAGAGGAAUUGGCCACUUUGUCCAGCAAAAUCCUCCAAGGGUUAACACAAACUACUUAAUAAAAUACAUUGCACAACAAUCCUGUCAUUGGGAAGCAGCAGAUGCGUUUUCUACUUCGAGGAAACCUCAUUUUUUUUAUCUGGGUGUGCAAAAUCACGAGAUUUUCUGCAAUAACAUUUAAUUCUCAAUGACUUCCCUUGGAAUGCGUCAGCGAAUCUUUUAUUGUGGACAAACAAGAAAACUGAGAAAAAAGGUUAACAUAGAAAAGCACCAAUGGAGAAUGAUUAAUUCACUGUAUAAAGCAAAAAAAAACAGCCACACAAUACUUUUUUUUUAUCAAUCUCUGUGGUUCUUCUAUGCAAAAAAAAAGCUGAUAAAGUGCGGGAGAACCGCAGCUUGGUGGUGGUUUUAUUCUUAUCAAAUAUAGGUCAUGGUUGGGACUUGCGAAAGAAUAAAAAAAAAUGGCAAUAAUAUCGACAGCCAAUCCAUUUGAGUUUAUCAAUGAAGGAGGGGGGACAGGGGGAGGGGUAUGUAUUAUAUUGUAAUUCAUAUGCAAUCGGAUGUCACAGAAUGUCGCGGUUGGGUGAUAACCUCAUUAAGCUGCCAUCGUGGAGGAUUUAAUUCACAGCAAAAUGCGCGAAAGUGCGUGAUUGAUUGAGGAAAUUGUAAAAAGGAUUUCUCUCAUUUGGACAUGUAAGUCCAAUUAUAAUAAUGUUUGAAUGUCUAAAUGCAAAAUAAUCUCACGAUAUGGUGUUGAUUUCUUCACGUCCAUUUUGCCAUUUCAUCGCAUUCUUUGUCACUAAAUCGCGCAAUUGCUUUAGUUUGUUCAUUUAAUAAACAUUCCGCACACCCGAGCUGGACUUUUAUCUUUCCCCUCCUUUGAUAUAUAUUUUGUUUAUCUCUACUUAUAUACACACACUCAUAUAUGUAUUUCUACGCAUUGAUACCAGUUUUUCAUCGCAAACUGCGAAGGAAAUAUUUAUUAUAUUGAUUGUGGCAAUAAAUCAAAGAAUUGCCUGAGAAAAUAUCAACUUUUGCGCGGUGUCCGUUGAAAAUCUUCGCGAGUUUUUUUUUUUAUUUCUUUUAGUAAAACCGAUAAAUCACAAAUAAAGUUGGUGAAAAUGCUGGUGCAAAAAUUUUGCUAGAAUACCAAGAAUCCGCAGCUUUAUGAAACUCCACUGAAAUACUUAAACAAUAUUUUCCUUCUAAAUGCAAACAACCAUCAAAUGUGGAGAGCCCACGCGCAAAUGUUGAGCAAAAUGUUGAUAAAUUGAAAAAAGCUCCUGAUACGCUUAAUCUUCGGUCGCGCCCAAGCAUUUUACCUCCCACAGAUCCACUGAGAGGAGUGAAUUUAAUGACUAAUUUUACGAUAGGAAUCGUCUCAUUAAUCGACAAUUUCCACCGCGCGCGAGGUUGGAUGCACAGCCCAUUCUAAAAUGCACCACCACCGCGCAUAGAAAUUGCAUCAAAUCGGCAUUUUCACUCGGCGUUGUCGCCUCUUUUUUUUUGCCCUGCGCUCCGCCGUACAUAAAACACACCUGCACACAUUUAAUUAAAUCACUUUGAUCUAUGCUCAUUAUACCGGAUAUACAGCAUGAUCGCAGCAUGAUCUAUCUCUGUAAUUGGUUAAUGCACUUUCAGUGCACUUGCAUUUGCCUUUUCGACACAUAACGUGCGCGCACCCAAGAGCUAUGUGGAGAUGACCGGGAAAUUAAUGGGAUGAGAAAGUUCCUCAAUGAGCCUCUCCUAUCGACCUAAAACCACCUGGUAGACUUCAUUGGCAGGCACUUCAUUACGCCUCCAUAUUUGUGGUUAUGAGUAAGAUUUUUCUUUAUUAAAUAAAAAAAAAAAUAUUGCAGAAUAUUCCGCAUUUUUAUCUUCAUCGAUAUUUAGUUAUUUGUAAAGGUCAAUUAAAUUUUAUUUUGUUGUAAUUUAUUGUCUAAUUAUUGCCACAAUAUUUUAAAGUCUUUUUAAUGUAAAAUUUUGUAUUUAAAAAAAUUUUUUAAAAUAUUUUACAAGUUUUUUUUAAAUUAAACAUUUUCUAGGCUAUAUGGAUCCGAAGUGAAUCCAAGAGCCGCAAAAAUUUAAAAUGGAGAAGAAAUAGAAGAAGAAGAAACAUUUUAACAGAAUAUUGCAAAAUAGUGUCAAAUAUUUAGCAAAAAAUUACAAAAGACUUCUUCCCUAAUUUUUUCGCUUUAUGUGAAUCGAAAAUUAAUUUCUUCUAUGCUCAAAGAUCAAAUCUUUUAGAUAACUAAAAGAAUAAAUUAGAUAUAUUUUUAGCUAUAAUUUAUUCAUUAGCCAUUGUUUUCACGAAAUCUCCUGGAUUAAUUGACCAAUUUAAAAUUUAAAUUUUCUUAAUACAUAAAAUAAUCUAUGUAUAUGUAGAUAGUGUAUCCUUUGAAAAUGGAAGAUGAAUAAAAUAUGACUUAAUAUAGAUGAGGGGGGUGGGGGGAAUUUAGUGCAAUUAAACGUUGCACCGUGGGUGCCAUAUUAAAUGGCUGUGCCCAGAAAUCAUUGGAGAUUGAGGCGGUGCUCUGGGUGUAGAAAAAGCCCCAUUUGCACAUAAUAUUUUACUCUUCUGGGAGGUUAAAAUAUCAAUGUUUGUGGGUGGGGAAGAAUUUAUCGUGUGUCCAACUUGCGUGAUCGUAAAUCCCUCAAAAGCGCACCGCGCUGCGAUUUAAUUCAAUGAGUAAAGAUUUUUGCCAUAAGCAAAGGAAAUCCUCUUCAGUGUAUUUCGGGAAAAUUCCUUGUGAUCUUUCCGGGAAAUUCUUUGUGUGUGCGAGAGGUGCAAGCGCGCAAUGAUGUCCAUUAGGAGGAUGCUGCAACCUGAAGUCAUGAAUCAUACCUUCGCGAUGAUGAAUGAUCGAAUGAGGGCCGAGAAAACUCCUAUUAAACCCAGGGAGAACAUGGCAAUGCAACUCGUGUUUAACAUUCAACAUUAUGCUCUGAUAUUAUGUUUGUUGGGCUCCAUGGAGAGGGAUGCAUGCUGCAUUGACAGGUGAUCUCUUGUAUGUGUGGUAAAAUGUAAAUGAAUGGACUCUACUUCACUGGUGCUACAAUUAACUUUAUGCACGCAAAUCGUAUUAAUCAUCGCGAUGUUUAUGAUUUUUCCCAUAAAUCCUCUAUUUUCGAAUAUAUAUCGCACUUUUGCACACACUCACGUGAAGAAUUGCAUGGGCUUCUGCUAAUAAAUUACUUUGAAAUGGGAAUUUCUUUUCGUUGAGAAUUUUUUCUUAAUGAAUUUUUGUUUAAUUUAUUAGAUUCUGUGUUGUGAUACAUGGGCUUAAUUAUUUUUGGGGUAUUUUCAAAUGAGAUUUUAUUAGCAAGAGAUUUUUUAAGCAUCGAUCUAUUGCACUAAUUUUUUAAAUUAAAAGAAAUUUAAAUAAAAAAGAAUUUAAAAAAGGGAUGAAAAAUAAGAAAGAUUAAUGAAUCAAUUUAUUAAUUCAAUUAAUUUAAUCUUCUUGAAUUAGCAAAUAAAUGAUCAGAUAUUUGUGUAAGGCAGUGCAUAUUCUUUAAAGAAAAAAAAGUAACAUAUAAAGUUCUCAAAUUAAUACUGUAUGUGUCGCACCGCGCUUCUGCUGAGAGGUGGUAGAUAUAGAUAGCUUUGGUGCUGAGUGACUUCUUGGAGGAAAUCAAUUGCGCAGUUUUGACUUACUGAAAGGCAUUAAUGUCACAUGCGAUCCACUACCAUUAAUUAUUAUUUAUUCAUACUAUAUAACGUAAUUUAUGCGUGAGAUAUGCAAUUUCAUUAUGCAGACAUUUUUCCUCGCAUUUUUUUCAUCGUAAAUCUUGUUUUUUUUUUCUUCUUAAUAUUCUUUUAAUUUGCAUCUUGAUGCUAAUAAAUACCUAUAAAUAAAAUCAGGGGACGGGAAAGAGGUCUCCCUCCAUCUCGAAAAAAAUCAUCUGCAAAUUCCUAAAUUGUUGCGCUUUAAAGUAUUGAAUUACUAAUUGACAUUUGAAGUGCACGAGCGCAGGGAGAAGAGAGGGUGCUGCAUAUCUAUCUUAUAAUAUUAAUAAGUGAUUAAUUGGUUGAGAUACAAGUGUGAGAUUACGAUGAAAAUGAAUGUUUAAUAAGUGGAUAUGCAAUCGCGAUCGUUAUGAAUGAAGUGAUCGAUUUCAUAUUAAUAAAUUAAAAUUCCCAUAGGUGUCCGUUUGAAUGAAAAAAAAGUUAUAUAUAAAUGCUACCUGUGUGUGGAUGUUUUUUUUUCUACAUGCUGCAGCAUCAUAAAGAAGUCAUUUAAUGCUUCUGUGGAUGUCAUGAAAUCCCCACAGAAGUUUUCUUAUGAGAAACUAAUAUUAAUUUGAUAGCAUAAUUUAUAGAGUAAUAAUUGAAAAGUUCAUUUCCUCACAAACGACACGUCAGGGAGUUUUAAUCGCAAAAGUUGCAACAACUAAUUAUCUCCGUGGUGGAUUGUAAUUAAUUUCUAAUGUGCGUCACAUGGAGCCAAUGUUUUUUUUAUUUAUAUAUCUAUGCCACCCAACAAAGUGCACCAGCAUGUGCCGCGCGAGUUGCGUUUUGAAAAGCUCUGAAAAAGUCAAGCUCUAUCUCUUCAAAAAGUGGUUUAAUUAAAUUGUCCAUCUAUUGCGAGGUGAAUUAGCAUGGCGCAUGCAGUGUGUGAGACAAUGGAUAUUUUAAAUUAAAUACCUACAUAUAGCAGCAAAAAUUUACAUAUUUGCGAUAUCCCCCGCGAUAUCAACAUUCUAAUUCACACUCUCUGCAUACACUAUUAUGUAUCUACAACUACUAUUAGUUUUUUUUUACUUGUUGAAAUUUUAUUUAUAAAUCAAACACACACCAUUCCACUAGGUCACACACUAUUGAAAUUAAAUUAUAAAGUAUUUUAGUUGGAGGGAGAAUAUCAAGGGGUGUUUGUCUGCUGAAUAUUUUGACUGUUUUGGCGAAUAAUCCGAAGGAAUAAUCACAAAAUUUCCAAAGAUCUAAAUAUUCUCAAUUUCAGAUAAAAUUUAGUACUUUUUCGGCUUGAAUUUUAGUACUUAUUCGGCUUAAAUUUAGAACUUUUUCAGUUAGAAUAUAGUAUAUGUUCGACUAGAAUUUAGCAAUUUAGAAUUAAUUCACUUCUUAAGAAAAAGUACAAAAUUCAAUACUUAAAAGUACCUACUAAAUUUAAGCAUAUAAAGUACUAAAUUGAAUUUCAUUUCUUUGACUAGAAUUUAGUACUCUUUAGAAUUUUGCUCCUACCAAUUUAAGACUAAAGAAAAAAAGAAAUAUUCGUCUGUUGAAUUUUUUGAUUUCUUUAGAGAAUCAUCCAAAUAUUUUCAUUCAGAUAAACACCCCUUGGAGAAUAUACGUUUAAAAAAAACGGCGAGAGAGAUGGCGAAAAAAAUGUCCAACAGUGAAGCAUAAACGGUAAUAGAUCAUGUAAUAAAUCACGUUUAUAUGCAAUACAGAAAAUCGACAAUGUAAUUAUUUAUUGUUGGUGGGCAUUUAAAAACUUCUCAUAAGAGGUUGUUUGUAUUUCACGGUAUAAUUUUAUCGCGCACUCUCCCGCGUUCGCGUUUUAUUGCACGUUAUUCAACGCCAGCUCCUAAUAGAUGCCAGCACAAUGUGUGGAUGGAAUUUUUAAAAUGAAGAACAACUUUGCAACAACAACAAAAAAAACGUCUCUCCGUGGCGAAUUUUAUUGAGUAAGCCCAAUGAGUGAUUUAUUGGUAAAUUUUCUGCGGGAUUUUCAUUUCUUUGAUGGACUGCCAAUGAAGUUUUCCAUGCUGCUUCAACGCUGUGGGACAAUUUCUUGUUAUUUUUUUUCCUCUUUAAUCUACUAAUUUGUUUAAAAGAAAAAUCAUUUAAAUUAGUAAUUUGUUUAGAUAUUAAACUAAUUAUAAAUAGUAAAGAGUUGAAAAAAUAUGCGAGUUCGUUGUAUAGGGCAGCUACUGUAAAUUGCAAUUCGAAUGAAGAGACUAACACACUCCUCAAUAUUUCACACUUUCCUCGUUUUCUUAAUAAAAAAAAUCCUCAAAGUGGGAAAACCACAUCAGAGACAUUAGCGCGGUUGGUCACCUCACUUGGCACUUUGCCCAUUGUUAAUAUUGUGCAGAAUCAAAGAGAGAAAAAAAUCCCAUGCGUGACACGAACGUGCGGAAAAAAAGAUAUGGAAGAGUGAUGAAAUGAUUGCCCAUUUGCAACUCAUAAUUUUCUAUACUUUUCAUCUUUGCACAUCGUGUCAAAUUCACGGUCAACAUCGUGCCUAUGACCAGAAGUCAGUGUUAUGUAUGUUUUUUUUUUUGGGUGAGAGGUCACUGACCUUACAUCUUGCACGUGACUGUAGAUAAAUCAUUUAUAGUUAAUUGAAAGUGAAAAUUAUUUGAUUUUUGGUGCGUGCCUCUCUGGGCAAGUCUCUGGGUCACGCGGUGGUGGUAUACCAAAUUGAAAUUGACUUUUUAUUAUUAUGCAUCUGUGUGAGUUGAACUUUUGCGUGUCACCAACAAUCGUGCGCAAUUAAAAAUGAAAUCUCUAUAAUUAAAAUUGAUUCAUGUUGCCAUAAUGUUUAAUUUUAAAUUUUUUCGGUGUGAAUUUAUAUGUUAUUGUCACUGCGAUACAAGACAUAAUUUAUGGGCUUAAUUUUGUCCAGGGAGAGAGAGAGAGGUGUGUGUGUGAGAAGAGAUGAAAUUACAGUGGAGACAACUACCCGGCGCCUCCACUGAAAUUUGCAAAUUUUCGUUAAAUCCUCCCUUUUUUGGUACCUACCAUUAAAAAUAUGCGGGAAAUAGCAUUGAAUUGUGGCCAUGUAUACGAGCACAUAAAUUAAUUAGAACUCUGCCCUAAAUUCUCGUGGAAAUUUUUGAAAGAAAUAAAAACUAAUUUUGUAUUCCGGACACGUCGAAGUUGCGGAAAAAUCAGACGCAAUUAAUCGGGUAAAAUCUCACGCGAUUUGCGUUUCGCAGAAUUAUUUUCUCCAUUGCAAAUUAAUACCCCCGGAUGAUGACAUCAGAAAUAAUGUCUGUUUCUGGGGAUUUAGACAGAAUUAAAGGAAAAAAGAAACUGCAAGAAAUGGCAUAUGUGUGUAUAUGUUAAUUUUGAUCGUUAAUUAAUAUGCUUGGUGCAUUGGGAGGUAAUUAACAGGCUAAUAAAUUCAAUUAAGAUCACAUGGAGGGAAAUGUUUGACUUGCAUUGCCACAUUUAAUGACAACCAACAUCAACCCGAUAGAAUGCAUUUUGCAAUGUGAUGAAUGUUUGUUGUGUACUGUAUAUAUCGUACUCAAUCAAGCCCAUUCAUUUGUGGCUUGAGGUUGCAAAAAAAGAAGCAGCGGAUGGAUAUAAAAUGCAAAAAAGAAAUUGAUAUCACAACACGUAGCUUUCUCUCAUCUUGAUCAAUGCAAUUUUUGCAAUGCAUUUUUAUGGGUUUCUGCCCAAUGUGAAAUUCAAUGCGUCUCCGUGAAAUUUACUUUAGGUGCAGCAGCUUUUGUGAUCAGUUUAAUCAUUUUUUUUUGUUAAAAAUCACAACGUAAUUUUAUUAACAAAACUCUUUUUUUUUUAAAUUGCUUGCUGACUAAUUUUUAUAUCUUUCGCAAUCGUUUCUUUGCACCUUUACGUUUCACACAGCAGAAUCUUGAUUAACAUCCCUUCGCGUUGCGCGUCGGUAAAUGAUUGACAGUGAUGCUGGGGAGGUGCAAGAAAAAAAAGUAUGUAGUAGUAGAAAAUGAAACCCAUGAAUGGUAAUAAAAGAGAAAGAGAAGUCAAUUUAUUCAGCGAUCUCAUUACAAACUCCUAUGAAUCACGAUAAUGCUAAAUUAUGCAAUUCAUGUGCAUUGCUCAUUUACGCAGAAAUAUGGCUGCGAACCGUGGUGGGUUCAGUUGCCCAAGAGAGAGUGAGAGAGAUACCCCUGAGACGUGGCUUUUGCUAUAUACAUACAGAUGUAACAUAUAUAAUUGCAGGGUGGAAUUUUGAGAAAAGCUCUCGCGAAUAUCUUGAAUUGGCAUUGAAGUACCCAGAGAGAGAAAAAAAAUGCUUCAUUAUUUUCUCGAUCGUCUUAUUGCCAUCAUUCGUCAUCCUUCAUUCCGUUCCAUUUGAUGGAAUUUUUAACAACUUCUUUUCAUUUCAUGUCUUUUCUUUAUCUCAUUUUUUUUUCUUCUUCGUCUUUUCCUCAAGAUAUAACUUCCCUCCGUGUGUCAAAAAAUGCGCCUCAUCAUGUUGCGCGUCAAAUGACGGUGCUCAAGAAUAAUUUUUGCAGCAUGAUUGAUGGGCUUUGCACUGAAAUCUGAUUUAUAAACAUCUCUUGUGGCUGUUUAAAAAUAAGAAAGAAAUUUGUGGCAAAUGUGCAAAAAUUUCACCUCAUCUAUCAAAACACCUCACGGUGAUUUUCAGUAGCAAAUAAUUGCCUCUCGAUCAGGCUAAGUUCAUCGCGAUGUUGACCACUCAAUCAUAUCAUUAAUAAAAGUAAAUUUUAUUUAUUUUUCUUUUGCAAUUUGGCUGCAUUUUGAUCCCAAAUGCACAAGACGUGGGACGGAGAUGCGUGUACAUGAUGGCGACUUCUGUGGUCACAGAUUAAUUGAAUGGAUUAAUGUCAUAUAACAUGUCAAAUAAUAAGACUAAUUUCACUCAAUACUCCAUUUUUGCCAUUUUUCAUCGCACCAUGUCACCAACUAUGGAUAAAUGUAAUUGCAAAAAAAUGUGAGAUAUCAUAAACUUUUCACACCUCUUGCUGAUUCCUCGCAGAUUAUAUUUCUUUGACAUUAAUUAUUGCUUUUAAUUCUCACGCCUCGGCGUCCUUUCAACUCUGAAAUAAUCUCAUGAGUGUCCAUCAAAGGAGAGUACAUAAUUAUAAUUUGUAAAUUACCACCGUAUAGAGAACUUCUUAAAUGUGACUAUCAAAAUUUUGGUAGAGUCCACACCGCAUUACUAAAGGGGUUGUUAAUUAAUUAAUAAAAAAGUCAUUUAUUUUCAUUUAAAUCUCUUUUAGCGGCGUAGUGAAAAAUCUAUUCUAAGAAUUUCGUAUUUUUAAUUUUUUUUUUAAAUUUGUAAACCUUAUGAAUUAAAAAAAAAACGACAACAUUUUUUUUAAACAAAUGUUUGACAUUUCUCUUCUAACGUUUGAUGUUAGUUUUUUUUUAAGGUUAUACGAUUUAUUUAUUGUUCUUUCUGACCUUUGACAUUCGUUUAAACGUCAGACAUUUUUUCCAUGUUUGAAGUUUUGUUACAUAGUGUGACUUUUAAAGUUUCUUUUUUAUUUUUUGUCGUUUCUUUUCUAACGUUUGACAUAAGUUUUAAAGUUUGACGUUUUUUUUAACGUUUGAGGUUUCAAAAAUUUCGUAAUAAUUUUCUAACGUUUGAAGUUUUUUUUAACUUUUGCCGUUAUUUUUCUUUUAAUUUUAACGUUCCUUCUCUAAGUUUUGACGUUUUAAAAGUUGGCUGUUGCUUAUCUAACGCAUAAUAUAUUUUAUAAAAGUUUUAAAAUUUCUUUUCCGAAUUUAUUUGCCGUUUUUAGCAUUAAAGUUAAUUGUUUUGUCAUCUAAACUUUAGGUUCUAAAGAAAAAUCUGAAAUUCCUAAUUUUUUAUGAGGUGUUUAAACAUCAAAAAGAAACACACCUAGCUAUGUUCCUGGUCUCCUUUUCAUUAAAAAAAAAAUUUUGAUGGAAAAAACUAUGCUUUUAUACGUGAUUUUCGUGAUUCCAUUAUAUUCAUUAAUUUUUUUACAUUAUUUUAAAAAUAUUCCCUAAACAAGAAUAAAACUUUUUAAGCUGCAAUUGUUAGCCCUUUUGCACCGAAAAUGCCUGCGCGAAUUCUUCACGUUUAAAAAGAAGUACACAACAAGAAUCUUGCGCGCGAGUUAAGCAUGUUUGAAGAAGGAAAAGUUAUUUUGAAUACAAUUGCUGUGUGUCAAGAGGUAAAAAGAUGAAGAAAAAAAAUUAACCAAGACUUUGGUGAGCUUGUGAGGAGGUACAGAGAGUCGAAAAAAAAGAGAGCGUCGUGCAAAAACCACGUCAAGACCACAUGUCAAUGGCUUGAGGAGAGGUUCAUUGAAGAAAAAAGACAAGUACGUUGAUCUCUGAAUUUUUUGGGAUCUUAAUUUGAGAAGAAAAUUCUCUGCAAAAGGGACGAAUUUUCACGGCGAAUUCUAACGUGGGGAAGAGAACAGGUGAUCGUGCGGGAGCAUAGGUGUGUAUGGUUGGGUAUUGUUGGUGAUCGUGCUUGGAGAGAACAUUUUUUUUUGCAAUAUAAAUUCGCAAUGGAGUGUUUAUGUGAAUACAUACAGGCUUGGCGCACGCAUACAGAGCCGAGGCCAAGAUCGUGCAGCAGUGCUGUUUGACAUAAUUCCACUUGUCUGAAAAGCACAGCACAGUUCUACGCCAGUCUCUGCAACGCAAACAUUUAAUUAUAAUACCGCGCAAAAAUUGACCACUUUCCGUGCGGGAAAAGACAUUAAUUUGAUUGCAAAUUUAUCAACUGCUACAAUUGUGUGACAAGUGCCAUUUUCCACCCAACACGGGGGGUGGGCUUAAGAAAAUUGUACCGUCAGUGCGGGGAAAACGUCCCCCAACUUUGGUUUUUCCACGUAAAACAGAGUGAAUGAGAAAAAAAAAACUAAAUUACUUACUCGUGAUCUUGCAACUGAGCUUUUCGUUUAUUCUUCUUAUUGUUCCCCCCUCAGGAAUAUUUUACUGCAACUGAUGCAUUAAAUUCUUGUGUGCCGAGUUGGUUCUUGUUCAUUCAGAGUAGAGAGUGUGAUUAUUCCUUUGCCCAGAUUGUGCAGAGAAAUUUUAAAGAAAAAGGAAUGAAAAGAAAAAUUAGGCAAAGUGCUACAAAAAUGCUAUAAAGCUGUACACCAAGAACCUUUAAGAAUAAAUCUUGAGAAAGAUUGACAAAAAGAAAAACAACAUAAAAGUGAGUGAGAGAGUUAAAGACUAAUUUUGCAUUAAAAUGCUGGGCUUUUAGCACAACGCUUCCUCCAUUCAACGACGGCUGCUCCCCAAUGGAUGGAAUGAAAUGUCGUGCAAAGUGAAGUUGUAAAGGAAGUGUGGGUAGAAAAAGAAGAAAAAGAAGAAAGAAAGAAAGAAAAGAAGGAAUAAAAGGGACUCUCAAGAUGGAAAGGUGUGAUAUGACUUUGCUGAAAGGUGAGAGGCAAUCCCUGGAGGAUACGGUGCUCUCGCUGCGGUGUGAAUUGCGGGUACUUUAUGAGAAUUUGCGCGACAAGAAUGACCAAUUGGCCAUUUUGGAGCGCGACGUGCGUAUCCUGAAGCGCGAAAAUGAGCAUCUACGGGGGCGUACGGGUGACAAAAAUGGGUGCUGCGUGGUGAAAAGUUCCUCGGAGUUGAGUGACGAUGUGAUAAGGCGCCUGAGGGAGGAGAUUGCUGAUCGUGAUCGUGCAAUUGGUGAUCUCAAUGCAUCCGUGAUGCGACUAACGCGGCAGUUGGCACAGUGUCAGGAUGGGGUGCACAGCAAGGAGGAUGAAAUUAUGAAGUUGCAGAAUGAAAUUGAUAUAUUCCGCCAAGUUGUGCGCCCCCUUACGCAGAAAAUUAUUGAGAGUCGCCGUUCGGAGGGGGCGUACGAUUGCUGGAGUGCCGGCGUUGAGUCCACGCGUGUUAUCUCCCUCUUUGAGCCACGCAUCAAGAGGACUGCCAUCAGUGCUGAACCACUUUCUGCCUUCUCUGGCGGCGAAGGGGAUUUGGUGAAGAUCCCAAAGGCCCACCAAUCACGCGAGCUCAUAAAAUCCGCCAUUCUGGACAAUGACUUCAUGAAGAAUCUGGAAAUGAUCCAAAUAAAGGAGAUCGUGGACUGUAUGUACCCCGUGCAAUAUGCGGCAGGAAGUUUAAUCAUCAAGGAGGGAGAUGUGGGCAGUAUCGUGUAUGUUAUGGAAGAGGGACGUAUUGAGGUAUCACGCGAGGGAAAAUAUCUAUCAACACUUUCAGGAGCAAAAGUACUUGGUGAACUUGCAAUUCUCUACAAUUGCCAACGGACAGCCACAAUAACCGCCGUGAAUGAUUGCAAACUAUGGGCAAUAGAGAGACAAUGUUUCCAGACAAUUAUGAUGAGGACUGGCCUCAUUCGCCAAACAGAAUACACAGAUUUCCUCAAAAGUGUGCCGAUCUUCAAGAAUUUGCCCGAGGAUACGUUGAUCAAGAUCUCGGAUGUGCUGGAGGAGACGUACUACCAGAAAGGUGACUACAUUGUACGCCAAGGUGCCCGUGGGGAUACCUUCUUCAUCAUUUCCAAGGGUCAGGUGCGUGUCACAAUUCGCCAGCCGGACAGCCAGGAGGAGAAGUUUAUCCGUUUACUCGGCAAAGGGGACUUCUUUGGCGAGAAAGCCCUCCAUGGUGAUGAUCUCCGUACUGCAAAUAUCAUUUGCGACUCCUCAGACGGGGUGACGUGCCUUGUGAUCGAUCGCGAGACCUUCAAUCAGCUCAUUUCUAAUUUGGAAGAAAUACGCCACAGAUACGACGAUGAAGGGACAAUUGAGCGAGAAAGAAUUAAUGAAGAAUUCCGUGAUAUAAAAUUGACGGAUUUACGUGUGAUCGCAACCCUCGGAGUUGGGGGUUUUGGACGAGUGGAACUUGUUCAGGUGAAUGGUGAUCAGUCGCGAUCGUAUGCCCUUAAGCAAAUGAAGAAGGCACAGAUCGUUGAGACGCGCCAACAGCAGCAUAUCAUGUCGGAAAAAGAGAUCAUGGUUGAGGCCAAUUCGGACUUUAUCGUGAAGCUCUUCAAGACAUUUAAAGAUCGCAAGUAUCUGUACAUGCUGAUGGAGAGCUGCCUGGGUGGUGAAUUGUGGACAAUCCUGCGGGAUAGGGGACACUUUGAUGACGCCACAACACGCUUUUACACAGCCUGUGUCGUUGAAGCCUUUGACUAUCUUCAUUCCCGGAACAUUAUCUACAGAGAUCUCAAGCCAGAGAAUCUCCUGCUGGACGUUCAGGGAUACGUGAAAUUGGUGGACUUUGGCUUUGCGAAGAAAUUGCAGAGUGGCCGGAAAACGUGGACUUUCUGCGGCACACCGGAGUACGUGGCACCGGAAGUGAUCCUCAAUCGUGGGCAUGACAUCAGUGCUGACUACUGGUCCCUUGGCGUCCUUAUGUUUGAACUCCUCACCGGGACACCGCCCUUCACAGGCUCCGACCCAAUGCGGACGUACAAUAUCAUCCUCAAGGGGAUCGAUGCAAUUGAAUUCCCGCGCAAUAUCACACGGAAUGCCAGUGCAUUGAUCAAGAAGCUCUGUCGGGAUAAUCCAGCUGAACGACUUGGCUACCAACGGGGAGGAAUUAGUGAGAUCCAGAAGCACAAGUGGUUCGACGGAUUUUACUGGGAGGGUCUGCGUAGCCGCACACUGACACCCCCAAUCCGACCGGAAGUGAAGAGCAUCACGGACACCACGAACUUCGACGUGUAUCCACCUGAUCCGGACGGACCACCGCCGGACGACCUCACUGGCUGGGACAAUGACUUCUAGCAGAGCUCCCCUAGCUGCAUUAGACAAUUUAACCGCGUUUUGCGGGCGCCACAGCCCUCCCCCCCCCCAACUUGUCUGUUUCACUAUCUUUUGCUCGUUGUAAUUUGUGUACAUUCAUAGUGUUAAAAAUGAAUUAAAUUUUCAUAAUACAGCAAAA